Molecule: messenger RNA, 1539 nt
Organism: Cyclocybe aegerita
Lineage: Eukaryota; Fungi; Basidiomycota; Agaricomycetes; Agaricales; Hemipholiotaceae
Source: the annotation of a GenBank genome assembly
AUGACAUCCACCAACCCCCCAAGCGCUUCUCCCCAAAGUCCCAAACCAAACGUGGCACCACGACAGAUCUAUCGUAUCCUCGCAGGACAGCUCUUCGACUCUGUCUCACGCACGCUGCUGAAGGACCAGAUCAUCACGGUUGAUAGCGAUGCAGGUGUCAUCCUGGACGUAGCGCCGCUGUCGUCUGUCCGAAAGGUCGAGGACAUCAUUGCAACUCUUGCUUCGCAGAGUGGAGUCAACAUUGACCUCAAGAGCCUUAAGUUGGACAUAAGGAAACUGGAUUUCAACGAUUCUAUCGUUUUGCCUGGUUUGGUGGACGUUCAUGUUCAUUUCUUUCUUCAUCCGUAUUCAGAGACAUCUUGGGACGACCAACUCACGAAGGAAAGUCUGGCCGAACGGACAGUCAGGGCGACAGUGCACGCACGGCAGACGUUACUGGCAGGCUUCACUACUGUUAGAGAUCUAGGCACUGAAGGAGCCUUUGACGCCGACAUCGGAUUGAGGAAAUGCUUAGCCGAACCGGGCACAAUAACACUGGGACCCAGAUAUUUCUGCUCGACUAGGGCAAUCAUCAGUAGCGGGUCUUAUGGUCCAAGAAGCUCUCUGUACCCUCACCAGGAAGGGAUAGAUGGUGUACGAGGGGCAGAACCCGUCGAUGGCGUCGAAGAAUGCGUAAAGGAAGUCAGAAAGCAAAUAGGCGCCGGUGCAGAUUGGAUCAAGGUUUACGCAGACUACCGCUACCGUGCCCGCCAAUCCGACGUCUCGACCAGCAUAGCCGCCCAAAACGCUUCCACAUUCACAACAGAAGAGCUCUCCGCAAUCAUAAAAAUCGCCCAUGCCCGAGGCGUCAAAGUCGCCGCACACGCCAACAACGCAAAGGCCAUCAACAACCUGCUCGACCUAGGUGUCGACAGCAUCGAACACGGGAUGCAGAUCUACGAUCCACAGACGCACGACAAGGCCUUGCUUCGGAAGCUCUUCCUCGCGAGAGAACGAACGACGUGGGUGCCCACCUUGUCGGCGUUCUAUACGCUUGCAUCCGAUGCCCAGUGGAGUGGGGGAGCGCAGGUUUCGUGGGAGAGGGCGCAGGCGACGUUCAAAGAGGCGCUUAAGGGAAAUGGGGAGAACAUUGCAUGCGGUGGGGACACUGGAGUGUUCGCCCACGGGGAGAACGCUCUCGAGUUGAUCCUCAUGCGAAGGCUUGGAGCGAGAUGGGAGCAAGUCUUAGGCUGGGCGACGUACGGUGGGUGGAAGUGCGUUAGAGGGCUGGAGUGGGAAGGAGAAAGCGGGGAAAGAAAACUGGAAGAGGCUGAAAAGAAUGCAUUCAGGGUCGAUGGAGCUGCUGCGAGGAAGCGACUGGAGAGGGAGGUCCCCUUUGGAAUCAUUCGUACCGGAUGGGCGGCAGACCUGCUCGUUCUGAGUGGGAAAAUUGAUGGGACGGAGAAAGAAUUUGAGGAUGCUUUGCUGAAACAGGACCGAUACGUGAUCAAGGGAGGGAAACUGUUUCGAAGGGAUGGGACGGAAAUUCCGCCGAUAUGA